UUUGUAAUAAGAUACGAACGCAUGUGUUGUUUCACUUUUGUGCUCUAAAGAAAUAUUGGUAGUUGAGGUAUAAAUGGACAGCAGAAGUUACGAAAUUAAAAGGUCAAGGCUUGUAUAUCAAUGAAAGUUAACAAUUCUUAAUUUAUUUAUUUAAGUGAACUUUAAAUUUACCAUAAUGCCGGAAACUACGACCCCUCCAGUAACCUUUGCGGAAAUGCGAGCGAUGGUGUUGGAUCCGGAUCGCCCACGAAGAACAAUAGCGGUGAAAGGAGUUAACCUUCCAGGUGCCAAUUUUCUAAAAUCUCCUCAGGAGCUCCGUGUCGAGCGCUUCUUUGAAUCAUGCGCAUUUAAAUCAGGUUUAAGUUUCGUAGCGGGAGGUGCUUUCGGCGCUGCUAUGGGCCUAUUUGCGGCCUCCUUUAACCCAAACGUUGGGGAUCCGUCCAAACAAACGGCGCGCGAGAUCUUUCGAGAUAUGAAGACAACAACUGUUGGCUAUGCAAAAAACUUCGCAAUUGUUGGACUGAUUUUUGCAGGUGUCGAGUGCGCAAUCGAAAGCCAUCGAGGGAAAAGUGACUGGAAAAAUGGAACGAUGGCUGGCGGAAUAACGGGAGGCCUUAUAGGUCUGCGAGCAGGAAUUAAACCAGGUAUUAUGGGUGCCGUAGGAUUUGCUGCCUUCUCAACAUUGAUCGAUUAUUAUUUCCGAUAUCGCGAAUGGUAAGGAGGCAUAAUGAACAAAGAACAUAUUACUGAAUAGGUGGUAAAUCAUCAGCGCAUGAAGCAUUCCAUGAUAUGGUGGCGUCUGGGCGGAAAUAACCCUUCGAAGAUAGGCUUAAGAGCCACUACAAGGCAUGGAGUCUGCCUAGGAAGAUGUGCAGUCUCAAUCUACUGUAUAGAUCGCUCAGAAACGGCUUCAACGACAGCCCACAAGGGCAGUCGUUCAUGGAGCGUAAUUUGCAGGCUUUAUUGCGCUAGGAAUGUUUCGCUGUAUAUUGACGACUGUGGUCUUCAUACUCUCAGUAAUAAAUUUUAGUAAGGGGGAAUAUGAAGUAGUAUAUGGUGGCAUGAGAUAUUAGUGACCUUAUAGAAACUAAUACACGCAUUCGAAAAUUAGGCUAUUAGAAUUCUUAUUAUGUCAUACCUGAUAUAUUUUUAAAUAGCCCGCUCUAACUAAUGAUCGUAUAUUAUGUCGGACACAUAUAUAAAUUAUAUACGUUUUAAGUUCAAUAUACAUUACCCAUGCAUGGUACUAGAACAUUGGUAUAUUCAAGGUAAUAAGUUAACUUUGUAGAACUUGAGUAGUUUUGUACAGUAGUCUCUUUUACACAAUUCGAUCUGGGUCAGGACUAAUUUUAUUUUUUAUUCCUGUCAUCGCUGAUACCAUCAGAAAGUACAUUCAAACUACUCACAAGUUCCGGAGAUCUUAUUCGAAUCUAUAAACUGCGUAAAUAUGUUUCAUCUAAGGCAUUAUGAAACUUAAUAAAAACACUGCAACAUUAACGAGCGA
Messenger RNA from Varroa destructor (honeybee mite), 1504 nucleotides. RefSeq names its product mitochondrial import inner membrane translocase subunit Tim22. Lineage: Eukaryota; Metazoa; Arthropoda; Arachnida; Mesostigmata; Varroidae. Gene Ontology annotation, biological process: protein insertion into mitochondrial inner membrane. Gene Ontology annotation, molecular function: transmembrane protein transporter activity. The record is from RefSeq and is a predicted model, not a curated record. Gene Ontology annotation, cellular component: TIM22 mitochondrial import inner membrane insertion complex.